Molecule: messenger RNA, 991 nt
Organism: Durotheca rogersii
Lineage: Eukaryota; Fungi; Ascomycota; Sordariomycetes; Xylariales; Xylariaceae
Product: Ctr-domain-containing protein
Exons: 3
Coding region: 202-753 (183 amino acids)
Biological process (GO): copper ion transmembrane transport
Cellular component (GO): membrane
Molecular function (GO): copper ion transmembrane transporter activity
Source: RefSeq, a predicted model, not a curated record
CCAUCGCGAAGGGAGUCGACGAAGAGCCGACUCAAGCUUUCGAAACCUUGACACAUCGAGCACGCCGUUCUCGCUCCGAGCUCAAUCAGGCGAGAGGCUAGUGCUGUUACGGGUUCCUGGAGACCUGUCGGUCUUCUUCCGCUCGCACAUAACGGGAAACCCAGCAAUUUUGCCGACCUGUGAAAUAAAUUAACCGUCGCCAUGGAUCACGGGUCGACGUCUGGGAACGAAACAGCUUCCUGCACGCACAACAUGUCGUGGAACUGGGACACGAUUGGCGCAUGCUUCUUCUCCGAUACGUGGCGUAUCCAGACCGAGGGCGCCUUCGCGGCCUCGUGCAUCGGCGUCUUCCUGCUCGUCAUUUGUCUCGAGGUGCUGCGGAGGGUGAGCAAAGAGUACGACGGCUUCAUCCUACGCCAGUUCCAACAGCACGUGGCGGCACGAGCGCAGGUGUCCAGGUUAGAAGGCAGCGGUGCGCAGCAGCAGGCCGUGGUCACGUAUCGGGCGUCGCCGCUGCAGCAGCUUAUCCGCGCGGUGCUCCACGCCGCGUCCUUUGGCGUCGCGUACGUGCUCAUGUUGAUCGCCAUGGCGUUCAACGGCUACAUCAUCAUCUCCAUAAUAAUCGGCGCCGGCGUGGGCAAGUUCCUGUGCGACUGGAUGGUCGUCAAGGUCGUCGUGGGUGGAGGCAGCGGGGAUGGGUCAGGCAAGGCGUCGGCGGCGAGCCUCGAGGAGCCGACGUUGUGCUGUGGUUGAGGUGAGGUUAGGACUACAUAGGUAGAUGCGCGCGUAGAUACUCACGAUGUAAAUGUUAAUGGAGAAACUGGCUUACGAUCAGGACACGAGGGGAGACGACGCAACCCGAUUUGUGAAAUGGUAAUAUGCCUUGGUAGGUACCUGUCGCGAGUGAUUGUGUGCGGGGGGCUCGGCCUCUUAUGGAUGGCUUCGCCCUCCUUAUUGAGUUGCGACGUUGCUGUCUGCUUCAAUGUUCGCA